CUGGUGUGUGUGGGUUUGGCUGUGCGCGUAUCCUCUCAUGGGGGUAGCCACUCAGUUCAGCUCUGGACAGAGGAGACUGGCGAUUUGGAUCCGCCGUAGUGUUGUUCUGGCCGUCUUGGGCGAGGAGGUUCCGGCCAUCGGUGCUGCUUUCCCCGGCUGCUUCUUGGGCGGAGGAGGUUCUGGCCGUCGGUGCUGCUUUCCCCGGCUGCUUCUUGGGCGGAGGAGGUUCCGGCCGUCGGUGCUGCUUUCCCCGGCUGCUUCUUGGGCGGAGGAGGUUCCGGCCGUCGGUGCUGCUUUCCCCGGUUGCUUCUUGGGCGGAGGAGGGAGCUUGGUCCAUCUGUUCACCCAGCCGCCUGGAUUCAUAGGGGACAUGUCCACGAUUCAACGCCCACCCGACGUUGUCACCAAGCAGGGUGAUCUGCAUUGGUUUUAGACAUCAAUCUAUAUAGCCCCGGUCUUCCAAUCUAUGGUUGAGCUUUAUCUUCUGCUGGUAUGCGGCGACAUCAAGCAGAGUCAUCAUUGACAAAUGGAUCUGUUUAAGAUUGUUUGAUGUCAGGUAUGGACUUCAAUCAUAUAGUAAAAAGGCAAUAGGAGAGACACAUGAAACACAAUUUGGCCCUAAAGCAUAUGCUAACAAUGGGGUGUUACUGAUAA
Molecule: messenger RNA, 654 nt
Organism: Triticum dicoccoides
Lineage: Eukaryota; Viridiplantae; Streptophyta; Magnoliopsida; Poales; Poaceae
Exons: 2
Coding region: 38-433 (131 amino acids)
Source: RefSeq, a predicted model, not a curated record